This is a messenger RNA of Neodiprion virginianus, 847 nucleotides long. RefSeq names its product fasciculation and elongation protein zeta-2-like. The record is from RefSeq and is a predicted model, not a curated record. The transcript has 7 exons. Gene Ontology annotation, cellular component: cytoplasm; axon. Bases 1 to 639 code for a protein of 212 amino acids. NCBI's taxonomy places the organism in Eukaryota, Metazoa, Arthropoda, Insecta, Hymenoptera, Diprionidae.
AUGCUCCAGGUCCGGUUCCUGGUCCACUACCUGCAGGAACUCGACUUCCUGGACAAACACUCCGUGGUUCCUGCGCUCCAGGUUCGCUACCUGGUGAACCUCGACUUCCAAGACAAGCGCUCCGUAGUUUCUGCGCUCAAGGUUCACUACCUGGUGACACUUGACGUCCAGGACAAGUGCUCCGUAGUUUCUUUGUCCAAGGUCCAUUACCUGGUAGUUAGCGGUAGUUGGAGGUGGUCGGAGGUGGACGAGGAUGAGGACAAGGAAGACAAGGAUUUGUGCUCGCUCAGCGAAACUUUAAUAGCUGAGUUGGCAUUGAGAGACGAGUUGGAGUAUGAGAAGGAGCUUAAAAACCAGUUUAUUUCAUUGCUUCUCGCUGUUCAAAAUCGGCGUAGACAUUACCACGUGACAAAAAAGAGAAACCAAAUACAAAAUAGUAACAGCCCUUUGCCGCAGCAUAGAUCCAUACAAGAUUCCAAGUAUUUGACAACAGUGAUACCUUAUCACAUGGACAGUGGCCCACCUGAUAAUCAAGCUUUACAAGUCCUCAUUAAGAUAUUGAAGGCUAUUGAUGAGGAUAGUCCAACGGUGCCCACAUUAUUAACGGACUACAUAUUAAAAGAUCUGUGCCCCACUUAGUGAUCCACUAGUACAUAUCCUCCGACAUGACAUCGCUCCGCUACGUAUGCAGAAGAAAAGAUUUAUUAAGAUGCAGAUUGCUCCUCUCUUCUUGCCAUUGUGCUUUCAGCCAUUGUUGUGCUGUGUGUUUAAAAUUUAGGACAGUAUAUAAUAUAGAAUAACAUGUACAUCUACGAAUAUAGCACUGCAAUAAAUCUUAUAGAAAUGA